ACAUGAUGACAGCUAUUAUCAAUUUGAUAAUUUCAAUUAUCAGGACAAAGUAAACUUGCUGUUAAAGUUGCUGUCAGCGCGUGACUGCGGUUCUGGUCCGGGAUGUUUAGGUCCGUGUGGAAUUUAAACAAGUCUAUGGAAGACGGUGAUGAUUUAUCUGUUAAUUGGCAAUUUAUCGAAUUUCACAGUCCUAAAGAAUUAACCUGGCAUUUGAAUUAAGCAGAUACUGCUCAUGGAGAGAUUUGGACCUUUAAAAGACUAUGCAUCUUUAUAAUUUGACUUGGGUACCUAUAAUGCAAAAUGGCAGCCAUAUGUGUGAAUGAUAUAAAGGAAAUCCCUGGCUAUAAAGUUAUUCUAAAUGCUGUACUCAAAGCACAGAUUCUACAGCUGGUUGAUCAGUUAGCAGUUGAAACAAAUGAAGAAUCUGUUCUUAUCACAGCUAAUAUUUCUGAUGGAACACUAGGCCAUCUUGGAUCAAGUUUUGGGAACAUAUUCCUGAACACUUAUUCUGAUGUUAAACAGCAGUUUCUUGGAUUUUGUCUUCAUGAAUAUCAAAACAGACAAAAUGACAACUCAUUGUUAGAGGAUGUAUCCAGUUCUCCUGAAAAGAAAACAUCGGGUGGAAAAUCACCUAAAUCACCAAAGGGUCCCAGGAAAAGAAAGAAAACUGCAUUAUGUACAAGAAAGUCCAAGAGGAUGGCUUAUGGAAGCCAAGUACCUGAAUUAGAAACAUUGAAAAGCUUAAAUGAAGAUGCAUUAGAAACAAUUACACAACAAAUUGAAAACAGCCACACAUUAAACGCAUCAAAUAUUGAAGUAGACAGUUUGAAUAAUAACUGCAAUGAUUUCAUCCCAGAAAUCUCAAAUGUAAGCGGAAAUGUUAAAACUUUUGACACUGAUAACGAGAGACCUUGUAUCGAGGAUAAAAAUAAUUCUGAAGUAGCUGAGGCACCUGUUCAUCUUGAGAAGAAAGAAACGUUAAAAGAUAUCGACCCAUGUGUCUCCAUGGAAACAAGUGUCUCUGAACAACCUGUUGACCAUAUUUCAAAAAUUGAGGCAGUUCAAGAUACCGUUAAACUUACAACAAAAGACGUUAAAAGUAAAUCUCCACGCAGAAGUAAAAGUGUUAAAUCACCAAAUAAAAAAGGGAGAAAAGGUAAAAGGUUGUCUAAGAAACAUGGGGACAAUGGUUCCGAUACUGACACAACCAUUGAAUGGAGUGAACAUCCCGAUUCUCCAGGUAUUCCCUCUCUCGAAGAUGAUUCUGCAAAGCAGAUAAAAAAAGAGCCAGAGGAUUUUCCAAGUGAACCUCCAGAUAUUGUUAGCAGCUCACACAGUGAUACUGCCCAUCAGGAAGGUACACAAGCCAAACAUGUUAUUGUUACAAAACAUACAACAUAUGACAGUGCUGAAGAUGAUGAUGAUGAUAAUGUUACUGAACAAUGUAGAAAAACAGAGAAAUGUCCUGCAGGUGAGGAAAGUGUUGUUGAUAAAAAGGAGGAGGAUGAAUUGUGUUCAAAGGAUGCCGAUAUUAAAGAUAUUCCAAAGUCAGAAAGUAAAGGAGUGAAGAUAAAUAACAAAAAGGGCAAAGUUGGUAAGAAAAAGGGAAAACGUGGUAGAAAACCUGGAAAGGCAGUCACUAAAGUUAGUAAAGAAGUUGCAGAAGUAGCUGAAUGUGAAAAAACCAAUGUUUUAGAGGAGUGUAAUCAAACAAUGGACCAAAUAACAGACAGUGUUGCACGUGCAAUAAGUGAAGAAAGAAAAGCAAGACUAGCACUGUUAGAUAUUCAUUCAGCUAGUUUAGACUCGAUAAGUAAUAAAGAGCAUUCUCCAGUUACAGAGGGUGAUGGAAAUGUUAAAAAGGAUUCUUUGCCCUUGCUAGACAACCCUACAAAGGGAAAAGAGGAAAAAAAUUCUGAAGAGAAUAAAUCUGAGAACGAUGUUGAUGCAACAGAAGAUGAAUUGAAAGAAAAAUCAAUAAAAGUUCUUGCCAUUUGGAACGAGAUUGUUAAUGAUACUAACCAAGCAAGCAGUGAAGUUCUUUAUGAUCUCAUAGCUGAUAAAAUCAAACAAAAUAGAGAAAAAAUGUCUGUAGAAAGAGAUUGUCAAACUGAAAGUCAAAUUAAUAAUGACAGUGUUAGUGGAGCAAUAGAAUCUAAAAAUGUUCCACCAGAAACUGUUGUUAGAAGCACAUCUAUAGAUACAUCCAAUAUACAGAAAGAAGAAGAUUUAAAAUAUAGUGGAAACUCACUUAAUCAAAAUAAUGAAAAUUCAACUUCGCGGAAUAUGAGGCAAAAUUCAUGUGAAAGUAAUUCAAGUAGUCUAAGUAAACAAAGUGUGGAUCAAAACACAGAUCAGGGGAUGGUUAAAGAUAAAAUGGAAGGAACUAGUGGAACGUUAACAAAAGGCAAUGCUGUAAAUAAUACCACAUCAACUGUUUCAGUAACUAAUUCAAAUAACCCACAAGGUAGUUGUGAAAAACAGACAGUAAAUACUGAUAUAAAUGUUAUUGCAACUAAUAAUACUGUAAAACAAGGAACUCUACCAGUUGUAAUAGAUGUUGAUGCUAAUGCAAGACAGGCCCCAAAAUCUAGCACCCCUAAUACUUCAAGUGCAACAAGUACUCCUGUUAAGCAAGUUGGAAAUAAAGUAGGCCAAAGUACACCAAAGCAGGUGAGAACACCAACACAGAGUGUUAAUAAACAAAAAGUGCAGUCAGUAACUCCAGCAAAAAUAGGUAAAGGCAAAAGUUUAGUUGAUAAUUUGAUAUCUACUGGUGUGCCAAUUAUUAUUCCGGAUGAUGAUGAUGACGAUAUUGAAGAGAGUCACGAUGAUUUUAUGCCAAGUCCUAGGUCUAAUGCUUUUGAAAUAAAAUCAAAGCAAUACAAAGAACAGCACGAAAAGAGGGCAGCCAAGCGAAUGGCGCAGAUGGCUCGAAGACAAGGAUAUAGUACAUAUAUGCAACAGGCUUCUUCCCAAAUAGCACCGAACAGUACAUCCUCUUAUAGCCAAUACCCUUCCACACUUCAACAGCAGCAGCAAAAACAACAAUAUCAGUACCAAGGUUACCAAGAGACACAGCAGUUAAGAGGCCAACAACAUCAGCAACAGUAUCAGUAUGAAGAAUAUAUGGACGAACAACAGUAUGAACACCAACAAUCCCUUGAACCGUUUUACUCUCCUCAGCAAUCUUCACCUGCUUUACAGCAACAAAUGUUCACGCCCCCAAAAAGCGGUACUUUCCAAAGAGGCCGCCAGCAAAGGACAUCAUCAUAUCAAGGCAGAGAGAUGUCGCCUCAGUCUCGUAACUUUUCUCCGCCUACUACGCCAACCACACCAAAAAGUCCAUAUUUUAAACAAGGGUAUGUAACUCCUACUAAGCAUCAGCAAAAUGUACCGUCUCAGUCACCACACUCUAGAAUCCCACCUAAUCAGUCACCGGCUGCAAAGCAAGGUUUGCAGCAGAAUCGUUAUUCCCCUGCCCCAAAACGGACUAUUCCUAUAGUUAUUGAAGAUGAGCCUUCUGGUAUGAAGAGGAAAGGACAAAUGUCUUUGGCUCAGUCACAAUACCAACAGCCUGCUCAAAGAGAAGCUUUUGUGACAAAAUUACCAGUAACUAAUCCACAGCAAAUUCCUCCCGGACAAGCUUGUGAAGUCAGUACCAAUUACGAGGAGUUUCUACGAUUGCAACAACAACAGCAGAAGCAGCAACAACUUCAACAACAGCAGCAGGAGAAGCAGCAACAGCUUCUACAACAACAGCAGCAGCAGGGAAAGCAACAGCAGCUGCUACAACAACAACAGCAGGAGAAGCAACAACAAUAUCUACUGCAGCAGGCGAAGCAACAACAACUGUUACAACAACAGCAGCAGCAGGAGAAGCAACAACAAUAUUUACAACAGCAGCAGGCAAAGCAACAACAAUUUCUACAGCAACAGCAGCAAGCACUACAGCAACAAAAACAGCUUCAAUACGUACCUUCUGUUGAGGAUAGGCAACUUAAAGCUGGAUCUGUUGGUGAACCUGCUUUAUUGAAUGCUGACAGAGAUAAUUUAAUUGGUUCUGAGAUGCAACAGUCUCAAUUUACACCACUACCAGCGUCUGCUAGCGUGGAAACAUCCUUAGUUCGUCAGGCAAAUGAAAGAACGCCCAUUAAAAGAAUCAGAUCUGAUGAAACCAUUAUGUCACCUGCUAUGUCUGCAACAGAACCAUUAAACAGACAUCGUCACUCUUCAACCGAUAGCAACUCGUCCUUUUCUCAGACUUUGAACACAAAGUCUCCCAUUGUCUCUCCAGAUGCUUCACAAAGAUUUCCUGAAGGCCAGAUUUCACCUAGUAAAAUUCCUCCAAAAUUAGAAAUUGACGUAGAUGAUGUUCGAGGGGCUCUGCCUGCUUUACCUGAAUUAAGUGGUCAAGUAGUUCCAAUGAAAAGCCCUUCAAUGUCUUCUCAGACUAGUGAAAUGUCAGCUAGUGAUAGAGAAGAGAGGGCAAGCAUUCCUCUCCCGCCACAGUUAGCUCGAUCUGAUCUCAAAUCCUUUUCACCACCAGUAAGCCCAUCCACUAAACGUCUUCAUGCUGCGCCAGGAACACGUGCUACCGCACUUUCUUCUGGUGACGAUUCAUCUGUAACAUCCCAGGAAACAGUGCCCUCUCAGCCGUUAAAGAAGUUUGGUUGUGGCGAUUGCGGAAAAUCGUACACAACCAAGGCAGCUCUAAAUCAACAUUUUCGAAAGCACACACAAGAAAGACCUUUUGAAUGUGAUGUGUGUGGCAAACACUACUCACAGAAAGGAUAUCUUAAAAAACAUAUUCUUACGCAUUUUGAAGAAAAAUGAUUGGGGGGGGGGGGGGGGUAAAAAAGACCUUGGGGGUCGGGGUGAAGGGGCAAUGGUGGCAGACAUUGCAGUUGCAACAUUGUUUUGUUCUUCUUUACAGUAGACUUGCAUUGAUAUGAUAAAGAAAUCCACAUUGACUACAGCAAAAAUAUCACAUAGUUUUUAAAUACGCUCGUAAAAAUUGUGUCAGAUAGAUUUUUUUUCUCCUUAAAAAUUGAUGUAUUCAUUGUUGUGUUUGUGUAAUUAAGCAAUGUUUAUUAGUUUGCGUUUAUAUUUACUUGUACAAGCAAUCUUUUUUUUCUAAUAUCUGUGUUGCUGGGCAAGGAAAUGUAUAAUUGUAAAGCCUUUGCAUGUAGAAAAAAAAUAGUAUAUGUUUUGUAAAACAAUGUAAUGUUAUGGGAUAGGUAUUCAUUAUAUAGAUGACUGACUGAUAAAUACAGUUUUGCUUUAAUGUAUUGUUUAUUUCAUAUAUGUCUGGUACAAGUAUAUAUUGUUACACAUGUGCUAUGAAUCUGUUUCCUAGGUAUGUGAUAAAAUUGCAAGUUAACAAGUCAUACAAUGUAGAUGUUUUCUGUAAAUUGUAAGAUAUUAUGUGUACUUUGGAAAAAAAGUGAAACCUGAAUUAUCUUACAUAAAUUGUUACAUUACAAUGUACCUAGAGGAUAUCAAAUGAAUGUAGGUUCAAUACUGAAUUUAUGAAAAUUAAAGUACGCUAGGCCUCUGGCAAGCAUAACAUUUUUUUUCUUAACAAGUUCAAUAGAUUUAGUAACAAAGCUAUAGGAAUAUGAUAUUCUACUCUCACAUAUUCAAACUGAAACUGUUAACAGUCAAAAGAAUCACUUUUCCCUGGAGGAGUAAUUUUAACAUUAGCGCAUCUGUAUAUUGUGUUUGAAGUCCAGUCAAAAUAUAUGCAUGGGCAUGCAAUACCUGUUUUUAUUCAGUCACAACAGCAGCUAAGGUAUCUUUUUUACAUGUACUGGAAAAUUAAGUAAAUUUAGGCAUACAGUUACAUGUUAACAGCAAAUGUAUCUUUCCUAAGUGAAAACUACAAAUUGCCAUUAAUAUGCCAUAAUUAUUAGUCUACCUCCAAUUUCAGUAACCUGAAUAUACUCUAUAAAUGCCAAAAAGCACCAUAAUGACAGUCCAGGGCCAAAGAUUUUGUAGUGAGCCUGGAAAACGAGGCCCUCUUCAAGCAAAGUUUAACAUAAUAUCACCUUAGUGCAUUAAUGGGUUAAAUCCUUUAAAUUUAAUAGGAGUUAAAUCCAGUUAUUUCACUUAGGUGACAAUAAGUCUCUAUUCCUUCUUUUUAUCAACUGUUAAGUUUAGUUAAGUCUGAUAACAGCAUAAGCUCAGUUUCUCAGGCUAAAAUGUGACAUUAAGAAAAAAAGGCUUAAUGGUUAAUUGGUUAUAUAAUUAUGAAAAAUAAGCAGCAUCUUAUGGUUAAAGAUUUAUCUUCGUAAUAAUUAGAAUUCAUUUGAUAUUUGAUUAUUAUUAUUUUCUUUUCUUUUUUUCUUUUUUUAAGAAAAGUAAAAACAAUUUAAAUACACAAAGAAUUAAAAAUUUGAGUAAAAGUAAAGAUUAGUUGAGAUUGUUUUGAAAUUCAUAUACUUAGAUAUUUGUGUAAAAAGAACAUUAAAGUUGUUUGCGGUUAUUGUCUCAAGUAAUUUAACACUCUGAGUAUUAGUGGUGAACAUUAUUCCUGUAAGAUGCCAAAAUAAAGGCAAGGGCUGAUCUUAGCAGUCUGACUGUUCUCUAAAUCUGUUGGUCAAGCUAUUUUAGUUUGUAUUUCAGCAAAGGAUAGCUUGAAAUCCCUUAUAUUUACCAAGGGUAGUUUUAAAUAACUGAUAUUAAGAAAUUGUAAAUAAGUAUUUUCAAAAAUCUG
This is a messenger RNA of Ruditapes philippinarum (Manila clam), 6718 nucleotides long. RefSeq names its product interaptin-like. Gene Ontology annotation, cellular component: nucleus. Gene Ontology annotation, molecular function: RNA polymerase II cis-regulatory region sequence-specific DNA binding; DNA-binding transcription factor activity, RNA polymerase II-specific. The transcript is spliced from 5 exons. Bases 301 to 4836 code for a protein of 1511 amino acids. The record is from RefSeq and is a predicted model, not a curated record. Gene Ontology annotation, biological process: regulation of transcription by RNA polymerase II. Lineage: Eukaryota; Metazoa; Mollusca; Bivalvia; Venerida; Veneridae.